AUGGGACCCGAUAUGGUGUUCACUCCACUCUUCCUGAUAAAGUGCAUAUUCCUAAGACUCUUCUGGCUCUCCUCGUCUAGAUCCCUGCACAUUACAGCCCUCGAACCAUGUUUGAGCCAGCAGACGCGCGACAUGUUCCUCGCUCGCGGGAUGGCCCUUCGCAAUUCCCCAGCCAACACGCUGCAACUUAACGGCAAAAUCGAAAGCUCCAUCCACACUAAGGUAACUACACUAUUGUUGAUCGACUCCCUUCAGCCUGUCGCUCUCUGGGCGGACACCAUAGCUCAUGCGGAUACGAUUCGUAAUGAGAAUUCAGAUGCCAACGAACAUAUCCAUUCUCUUCCGAUAAGUGGCAUGGUGCCACUGUCCCACGUUUCCCAGACGCACGCUACGGAUGCGUGGUCAUGUUCAAACUCUCGGGUACAACUGCCAACACUGCGCAUAAGUAUUGUUCCCUUGCUAGCUUUGGCGUUUUUCUCGGCCGUGAACCUCAUUGUACCCCUGACACCUGAAAGAUACAAAACUUUGCAACGCAAUGUUAACUCUAUUCCAGGGAUGUCAAGUGCCUCCCUGAUGAACUUCCCCAAUGGAACGCUUCCGGAAAACGUUGCACGCGUUCCACAAAUCCUUCGGGCUACGUCAUCCCUACAGAGUGGUAUAAUUUUGAUUCUUCCCUCACUGCGUCAGUGCCCCAUGUUCCAACCAUUCCUCCGGCUGUUGCCACACCUCCACCUAUUCCCGUCGUCGAUGCGUCCUCCUCUACGUCCCCACAAGGUGUAA
Molecule: messenger RNA, 780 nt
Organism: Sphaeroforma arctica JP610
Lineage: Eukaryota; Ichthyosporea; Ichthyophonida
Exons: 1
Coding region: 1-780 (259 amino acids)
Source: RefSeq, a predicted model, not a curated record